GCUAAAAGUAAACAAGGCGGGGAAGAGCGACUGCUGGACGUACGCCUGCAGCAACACUACUCGUACCUGAUAAAUUGUAUCUACUCAUACAUCUACACUCUUCACAAAUCCCCCCCUCACCAAAUUCUCCUCUCGCCUUCCCACCCUACUUGGAUCCUUUCUCCGUACGACGCCUGUUGCGUCUUUGAAACCCCUCCUCGCCAAUCUACGACUACGAGCAAGUCACAAGCUCCCCUCCCUCACCACCAUUCAUUGCCCGGCUAACCUUUGGAAUGCAGGUCUGCACCGAAGAGAGGACGCAAACCUCAAGAACGAUGACUUCCUUCAUCACCACAGUGUGAGUCUCUCUAUUUUCCUCUAGAUGGCUUCCAGCUUUCUUUCUUUCCUGAGCCCAAGGGCUGCAAAGACCCUCGAGCCUGUGUGCACCUUGACCCAGUCCACAUCCACCCAAACCAUCGCUGUGCACCACGACCAAGAUGCAAGGACCCAUUCGCGCGCGAUUCUGACAAUGCACAUGGAUUUGGGACAUUUCACUCACAUCAUGGCAUCUCUAGCAACCAGCGCACGCGCGGAUACAGACCCCAACGACCCGUAGGCAAGGGCGGUGCAAACGCUUCCCAAUUAAGGCAAUAUGCAGAGGCUACAUUAGGUGGGGGUAGUCUGAAGAAGAUCGUCAAGCUUCCCGAAGGAGAGGACGAGAACGAAUGGCUGGCAGUUAACAGUAAGCUGGACUAAGUACCCGAGAGAAUUGGUUGCUGACGGGUAUAGUGGUGGAUUUUUACAAUCAUAUCAACCUUCUGUAUGGAUCCAUUACCGAAUUCUGCUCUCCACAAUCAUGUCCAGAGAUGAAGGCCACAGACGAGUAGGAUAGCCCAAGAAUAGUUGUCCUUCAAACCUCUGACAUUUUACAGGUUCGAGUACUUAUGGCAAGAUUCCGAAAACUUCAAACGGCCUACCAAAAUGCCAGCGCCGACAUAUAUUGAACACUUGAUGAGCUGGGUUCAGAGCAAUAUUGAUAACGAGGCGGUUUUCCCCAGCAGAAUUGGUGCAUGGACCUUUUCCCUCUUUUUUAUGAUCUCACUAACUCCAUCUAGGUGUCCCUUUCCCAAAAUCCUUUCCCAGCAUGAUUCGACAAGUCUUUAAACGCAUGUAUCGUGUGUACGCCCACAUUUACUGCCACCAUUACCCUGUGAUUAGAGAACUUGGCCUCGAAGCUCAUCUCAAUACAAGUUUCAAGCAUUAUGUUCUCUUUAUUGAUGAGCACAGCCUUUGCAGUGGAAAAGACUUCUGGGGACCCUUGGGUGAUCUUGUGGAGAGUAUGCUUCGGAGCGAUUGAUUGUAGCCGCUAUGAGCUGAUGCAUGUUAUUGAGGGCAUGGGUUAAGGCGUUUAUGUCAAGGAAUGGAGUCGUGGAAGAAGGUCUGGACGAUAUGGCUAGCUUGGUGCCAGGCAUGGGCAUGGCGAUGGAAUGUUUUU
Messenger RNA from Hymenoscyphus albidus, 1474 nucleotides. Lineage: Eukaryota; Fungi; Ascomycota; Leotiomycetes; Helotiales; Helotiaceae. The record is from the annotation of a GenBank genome assembly.